AUGAGGCCAUCUGGCGACCAGCAAUAUCUGGCGACACACAAAUUGCCGUGCUCUCUCAGCACAGGUAGUAAAUUGGGUGAAAGCUCACUGGCCUUUAAUCCGUACAGCGGAGAGGACAUUGGGAGUCAGUUGCCUUACCCACCACAGCACAGUGGGCCUGCACGGUCUCGGCUACGGAACCUGCCGCGACCUGUUUCCCUCGUCGCCACUAUUUCCGUUGUACUUAUUAUAGUAUCCUUGUGGAUAUGCAUGCCCCUGCGCAGCAGAGAAUGGUUAUCUGGAGUGACAAAUCGUAGGCUGUCCCAGGGCGGGGAAGGUAUUGAUGAAGAUGAGCUUUCAGUUAUAGAAGGAUGCCUCGACUUGGAGGCCGAUAUGGGGGUUCUUAAGGACAGAGCUACCUCUGGUUCUACAAAUGACUCGUCAGACCGGGUAACGGAAUUAGUAUCAAUGCUAUCAGAAGCUGCCGCAGCGAAGGAAUCAGUAGAAGAACGUCUUCCCGUUGGAGGGGAGGUAGACUCGAGCGGGCAGUGGCUGGAGGGGCGAACUGGUUUUGAGUAUGAAGACAGUGAUAUGAGGUUUUUGCCAACUUCUUCAAAGCAGGCAUUUGUUGAGAAUGGUGAAUUCACUGAUGUGACUCCUGCUCUGGACCCCGAUUCCUGGAUGGAUACAAUUCCAAGCAUCAGCAUUCAGCCUGGAGAGCCGGAAACUAAAGAGGGUUUUUUGGCUGCAGGUGACGAGGACAAUUCGGGUAAAUCAUCAGUAUCACCAUCGAGGACCAUCAGCAUCUUCGCGGGAUUCAGCGAUGGCCCUGUCUCUGAGGAGAUUCUGAAUCAUCCGUUUGUCCGGCUGCCAGUGCUUGAGGAAGGUGUCGUUCCUAGGUACUUCCGUCCAUCUAACCUUUAUGCGAAUCCCACAAGGAGGUCAUCAUUUCAAGUAUAUCUAACCACUUUGAGAGAAUUAUAUGCACAGAAGACACUCAGCCAGAGGGAUGUGUAUGUCCUCCAAACUGCUCUCGAACGGCUUGUGGCUACAGUACAACUUCGCACCCCAGCAAGGCCGAAACGCGAAUUUCCAUGCUUCAUUGUUGAAAUCUUAGGUAGCCGUUUUAUGGCACUUGAUGCCAUCGUGUGUGCUAUCGAACUUCUGGGGGACUAUAUGAGUCUUCCACUAUGGUGGGAGAAGUUUACAGCAGGCAUCAAGGCAGUGCCUCUGCGGUCUGCACGAUCACGCGGAGGUGAUAUGGCGGAAUUCAACAGGCAUCUGGCAACGCGGCUUCUCGCUGCCCUGGAUAUCUACAAAGAGGGGAGACGCCCUCCACUGAAAGAAGUGUAUGCGCUCAAAGUGUUGCUGUUGUGCCCCCCUUUUGGGCGACCGGCUCUGAAGGAUAGAAAGUGGGAUCGCUGGAGGCACGAUGGAAAAUGCUCUUAA
This is a messenger RNA of Eimeria maxima, 1428 nucleotides long. RefSeq lists its product as hypothetical. The record is from RefSeq and is a predicted model, not a curated record. Lineage: Eukaryota; Apicomplexa; Conoidasida; Eucoccidiorida; Eimeriidae. The transcript has a single exon. Bases 1 to 1428 code for a protein of 475 amino acids.